GGCAUUCACUCGUAGAAGCUGUGGACAUCGACAGAAAUAAUGUACUGCACAUGGCUUCCUUUCUUCUCCAACACAUGCCUCGUCAAAUUCAUAGCUCUCUCAUGCAAAUGCAAUAUGAAGCCCUCUGGUUUAAGAGUAUGUGAAAGAAAACAUGCCAGCUCACCUGAGUUCUCAGGAGAACAAAGAUGGAGACACCCCAGAUGAGAUCUUCGCAGAACAGCACAAGGACCUUCUCAAGGAAAGCAACGAAUGGAUUAAGGACACUUCUGGUUCUUACGCUAUAGUUGCAGCACUUAUUGUCAGUGUCACCUACGCCACAUCGUACACUGUCCCGGGAGGCACUGAUGACGAUGGAAGCCCUCACUUACGAGGCCGUCUUACAUUCGACAUCUUCGUUUUCUCCGUUCUGGUUUCCUUCUGUUCCUCCAUAACUUCCUUGGCCGCCUUUGUGGCUGUCUUUAGUUCUCGAAAGAAACCCGUUGAUUAUCUUCGAAGUUUGCAUCUGAAGCUUUGUUUUGGCUUAACUACGUUCUGUCUAUCUGUUGUCUCAAUGCUGGUAUCUUUCUGCGCUGCGCAUUUCUUUGAACUUGAUCACAGAAUCAAGCAAAAGAUUAGCCUUUAUGCUUUGGUGUUGAUUCCACUGUGUCUGUACACUUAUGAACAGAUUCCACUGUACUGGAAUCUUCUCAGAACCACUCUUGCCAAAGAGCCUCGGCCAAGAUACGUAGGAGACAAUGUUACUAUGUAGCCUGAUCGAGCCAUGCAUGAUGUUUCUUCUUCUUCUGGUUCUGCAAUAUUUGUUUUUUGUGCUGUGUUUGAUGAUCUCUCUUCUCUAUUGUGAGUUCCUGUAUGUGAAAUCUUUGAAGUUUUUAAUUUUUAAUUUGUUAUAAAGUUUACUUUUUGGAAAUGAAGCAUUAAUUUAUAACAUUAAUCACUAAAAGUAAGAGUU
Neltuma alba is the source of this 949-nucleotide messenger RNA. RefSeq lists its product as uncharacterized. NCBI's taxonomy places the organism in Eukaryota, Viridiplantae, Streptophyta, Magnoliopsida, Fabales, Fabaceae. The coding region runs from base 152 to 748 and encodes 198 amino acids. The record is from RefSeq and is a predicted model, not a curated record. Gene Ontology annotation, cellular component: membrane. The transcript is spliced from 2 exons.